AUGCUCAAACUCGAGCUGGUGCCGGCCGCCGGUGACAAGCUCGUGCUCAAGCUCUCUCCUCCGCCGCCGCUUGCUGACAAGCAGGCGUCUCUGGCGGACAACACGGCCGUCGUCGACUCUGACGGAGGUAACGCCGUCGGCAUCCCCUCCGAGCCCGUCUCGCUCGAGGAUGGCAUCGACACCGGCACCGGCGGCACCUGCACCGCCAACACCGGCACUGGCAACGUCCCGUCCGAGGGCGAGCCCGCCGGCUCGCUCGCCGGCGUCCACUUUGCGGGCGUUUCGCUCGACGCCGUGCCCGAGGCGUUCACCGUCGACGAUCCGGCCGGCGCCAAGGCCGUCGGCAUCCCGCCCGAGAGCGAGCCCAGCCCGCUCAAGGACGGCAUUGACGCGGGCGGCGGCAACGUCGCGGGCGAGUCUUCGCCGAUGAAGUCCUUCGCGAAGGUCGGAGUCAUCUCCGAGUCGGUGUCGCCUUCGCUCCUCGGAGCGAAGGCGUGCGGCGUCAAGAACGUCAAGGACAUCCCCGUGGCAAAGUCUGGCACGGAGGACGUCCUCAAGAAGGACCCGGCCGCGGAAAAGGCGCCCGACGCGGGCGCGGUCGACUCGGACAAGGCCAAGGCCAUGUUCGCCGCCCACGAGCAGGGGCCGCCCGCCGUUUUCUGGUCCAAGUUUACGCGCCCGACCGGCCCACCGACGGCCCCCACCGGCGCCGUCAAGGGCGCCCUCAAGAAGGACAUCCCUGCGGCAACGUCUGGCGCGGAGGCCUGCGUUGACGAGACCGGCGCCAUCAAGAACCCGGCGCUCAAGCCGGCCACCGAGGCCGCCACGGCCCUCAAGCCGGCGGAGGCCGGCGGCGCGCCGCUGCCGUCGAUCAAGGAAUUUCCGGAGGAGAAGAAGCCCGCCGCCACGGCGGCGAGCGCCUGCAGAAGCACACGCGGGUAUUGCGGGGACACGCGAGUCCUACAGGCGGGCACUUACAUUGAUCCUGUGACCUCUCGUCUGCCGCACGGCACGCGCGCGCAGGUCAUCGACGGGUGGAAGACCCCCUCCCCGCUCCGCAAGAUCGAGCGCAAGGAGUCUCCGCUAGCGGAGAAGCUCGCCCCGGCGGGCAUCCCCGACAGGGCCACGCGCCGCAAGAAGGGGCGCAAGGGCGCGUCCGCCCCGAUCGUCCGCACCAAGAGCAUCGCCCCGGUCGGCGGCAACAACAGGUUCGGGGCCCUGCUCAAAAUGGACGGCAACGAGGGCAUCCUCGGUGGCACCGGCAAGGUGACCGGCGGCUCCACGCCGCCGACCGCAGACUCGGGCGCGACGGUCGACGUCGAGACGACCACGAAUACCACGCCCGAGGGCUCUGCCGCCGGCCGGUUCCCGUGGUCAAAGUCCUACAACUUGCUCCGCCUCUUUGGCAUGCUCGCGCUGAUCUGCCUCGGAGCCGCGUUUGCGCACUCCUCGUGCUCUGCCACCUCCGCGCUUCUCUCCUCGCAGCGGUACGACUCCCCGUGGCCGACAUCGCCUCCCGCAACCGUCGCGAAGCCGUUCACGCCGGCAUCGCCCAACGGCUUCUGCGAGGUUGGCGGCAACGACACCAGCUCGUUUGCAGCCAUCGUGUCAUCGGACAGCGCGCCCGCCAACCACCCGGGCGAACGCGACGAGGGGCGCUCGUGGGAAGCACUGAUGGAAGCGAUCAAAGAGGCGGUGGGCGAGCCGUUGCACCUGAUUGGCGAGCCGCCGGCGUCCGUCAAGGACUUUUACGAGAAGCAGCCGGUUGAGGCCGAUUUGGAGACCGCCCCGGCCUCGCGCAACAGCACGGAGCGCAAGGGCGAGCCUGAGAUCGACUCUAUCGGUCCCGUCUACAGCAGCAGAUCGGGGAUCAUCGUUCGCGAAACCGUCCUGCCCGUGAACGGCACGUCGCCCGAGAUGCGGUCCGCCGACGCUGGGAACACGCCCGAGAAGCUGGUUGAGACUGGCCUCGGCGCGCCCGUCUCUAGCAUGCACGCCGACGGCGGCGAGUGGCGGGUGAACAGAUUGGCGACCGCUUCUCCAGCCACAACCAAGGAUCUCUUCCUCCAGCUUGGCCGGGCCAUCGACCCUCUUCUCGCGGAGCCGGCAUGGCCUGCAGAGGUCCGUGCCGCUCAGAUCUCCGAUUCGAACUCGGUCCAGUCCGAUAUCUCCUCCGUCUCACGUGUGUGCGCCGACCAGCAGCCACGCUGCGCCGCCCCCGUUGCGUGGCAUGCGGAGCCUCACCACGCACUCACCGACGAGCUCUCCAUCGACCUGCCCUCCCCGUUCCACUUUCCCUUCAUGAGCGGACCCUCCUCUUCCGCGCCUGUCCGCACCCAGCAGCGCUGUCAGUUUUGGGCCGCCUUGUUCUUGCUGCUCGGAGCGUGCUGGUGCGGCGUGCUGCCCUCGGUGCGGAGGAGCAGCUCGGGGCGCCUCGUGCGGUGCCGGACGGGGGCGAGGCGUGGCGCGUGGCUGCUGAUUCUCGCCGCGCUGCUCCCGCUGGCAUGUGCACCAUCAGUCUACCCUUCUGGCUCGGGCGAGUCUGGCUCUGGGGAGAUUGGCUCUGGCGAGGUUGACAUCGAUCCGUCGCCAUCUCCCGAACCGUCGCCAGCUCCAUCGCCCGAGCCGUCACCGUUUCCCGAAUUUCCCGAGCCGUCGCCCGAGCCUGAGCCGUCGCCGUCUCCCGAAUUUCCCGAGCCGUCGCCCGAGCCUGAGCCGUCGCCGUCUCCCGAAUUUCCCGAGCCGUCGCCGCCGCCGUACCCUCCGGCCAAGGCGCCGGUCCCGCCGCCGCCGCCGCCGUCCCUUCCGCCGCCGUCCCCGCCGCCGUCGCCGCCGCCGCCGUCCGCGUCGGGCGAGACUGGCUCUGGGGAGAUUGGCUCUGGCGAGGUUGACUCACCGCCGUCCGCUCCAUCAAUCGACUUCCAGGUCACUGUGGGUGGCGGCAGCUUUCAGUCCGAGGUGUCGUGGGACCUGACGUGCAGCGGCGCGUUGAUCGGCAGUGGAGGGGCCCCCUACUUUGGCACCCUGUCCGCGCCGCCCGGCGAGUGCACGCUCAACAUGUACGACUCGUGGGGCGACGGCUGGAACGGCGUCGAGUGGGAGGGUGCGGGCUAUACGUUCACGCUCGACUCCGGAUCCUCCAGCAGCGAGACGUUCACCCUCGCCCCCCUCCCUCCGUCCUCUCCGUCGCCGCCGUCGCUGCCGCCGCCGGCGCCGCCAAUCGACUUCCAGGUCACUGUGGGUGGCGGCAGCUAUCAGUCCGAUGUGUCGUGGACCCUGACGUGCAGCGGCGUGUUGAUCGGCAGUGGAGGGGCCCCCUACUCUGGCACCCUGUCCGCGCCGCCCGGCGAGUGCACGCUCAACAUGUACAACUUGUGGAUGUGGGGCGACGGCUGGAACGGCGUCGAGUGGGAGGGUGCGGGCUAUACGUUCACGCUCGGCUCCGGAUCCUACGGCAGCGAGACGUUCAUCCUCGCCCCCCUCCCUCCGUCCUCUCCCUACCCGUCCGAGGUGUCGUGGGACCUGACGUGCAGCGGCGCGUUGAUCGGCAGUGGAGGGGCUCCCUACUCCGGCACCCUGUCCGCGCCGCCCGGCGAGUGCACGCUCGACAUGUACGACUCGUACGGCGACGGCUGGAACGGCGUCGAGUGGGUGGGUGCGGGCUAUACGUUCACGCUCGGCUCCGGAUCCUACGGCAGCGAGACGUUCAUCCUCUCUCCGUCCUCUCCGCCGCCGCCGUCUCCGCCCUCCGCGCCGCCGCCGCCAUCGCCGCUGCCGCCUCUGUCGCCGCCCCCGCCGCUGCCGCCGCUCUCCCCGGACUUUGUCGCCGCGUCGAGCGAGGCUAAGCUCCGCUCCCUGAUCGCGGAGGCUGCUGUUUCGCAAGCCGACGUCUCAAUCUACCUGCCGCCCGGUGCGGACUUCAAGCUUCUCAGCCAGAUCAGUUGCGGCUCCGACAUCAAGGUGACCGUCGCGAGCAGCGGCGAGGGCGCGAGGCUCGACGGCCAGGAACAGACCAGGCUCUUUUACCUCGGGGGCGGCUGCAGCCUCACCCUGCGGGGGCUGAACCUCGUCAACGGGAGGUCGAGCAACGGCGAAAAUAACGGCGGCGUUGUGUACGCUGACGGGGCAGGCGACGUCGAGAUCAUCGACUCGACGGACGCCGGCGUUGUCUACGCGCGGGACAGCGGUGCGGUCUCGAUAAGCAGCUCGAACGUGACGAGCUGCUCGGCUGGCGCUUUCGGCGGCGGCGUCGUCUACGCGGUUAGCAGCGGUGUGGUCUCGAUAAGCGGCUCGACCGUGUCGGGCUGCUCGGCUGGCGAGUUCGGCGGCGUCGUCUACGCGUGGGACAGCGACUCUCUCUCCAUCGCGGGUGUCGACUUCAUCGACAACGGAGCGGGGAGGUCAGGCUCGGUGCUGUACCUGGACGGACUCAGCCAACGUACCUCGAUCAGCGACGCCUCUUUCACCGGCAACACCGCUGGCGACGACAAGACGAUACAGACCGACUCGCCGAUAGACUGGGACUGCCGCUUGGGCAGCUGGAUGCAGACCGAGGGCGCCUUUAAGGGCGACUUCAGCGCCCCGGAGGUGCAGGAGGCCGGUUUGGACUACUGCGCAGACGCCUUCGCCGGCCCCGAGUGCCAGCUCUGCCGCGAGCCGAACCACUACCUGGACGCCGACGGCGCCGCCUGCAACGAGUGCGUCGCUGUCGGCACGGCGGCGGGGCGCAUGGCGGGCACCGCCCUCGGCCUCUGCGUCGCGUUUGGCCUCGUGGCGUUGGCGUACUCAGUUCAGCGCGGGCAAACCGAGUGGAGGAAGGAGCGCUUCAUCGGACUUCCCUUGCGCAUCGCCGACCGCACCGGCGACGCGAUUUACAAAAUCGGCCUCAUCCCCAAGUUCAAGAUCUUGUUUGGCUUCUACCAGGUCUGCCUCGUCCUCUCCACCACCUACUCGGCGCGGCUGCCGGAACGGUACACGGGCUGGACGGAGGCGCUGGCCGAAGCCGUCUUCAUCGACUGGUCGGGCGUCGUGCUGCCGGUGCAGUGCCUGCCGCACAAGUCCCGGCUCGUCGCCGUCGCGAUCUCUCCCAUCGGCGUCAUCGCGCUGCUCCUCUUUGCUGGCAUUGUCUUGCGGCUCUGUGCUCGCUGGCGGCGUGCUCGGCGAGGGGCUGGCUGCGAGAGCGGCUCCGAGGUCGACGGCGCGACAAGCAACGUUCUCGGUGGCGAAGCACAGCUGCAGGAGCCACCAUCGUCUUCAGCUGCGGAGCCACCGACGGCGCUGGCCGAAACUGACGAUGCGGCGGUCUUUUCAUGGCCUGCAGAGGUGGCGCUCGGCCUCCUCGACCUCACGCCGGCGGGUCUCGUGCUCAUCUUUCUUUUGGGGCCGUUUGUGAGCGCCACGAUCUUGCGCGCGUGGUCGUGCCAGGGCUACACCACCUCUGCGCCGGGCGAGACGCUCGCUCUGGUCGAGUACAUGCGGCAGGACGCGAGCGUCGAGUGCGGCACCGACGAGCACGACUCCAUCACGAGGCUCGCCAUCGGCUUCGUCGUCAUCUGGCCGGUCGGCUCGCUAGUCCUCUACUCGGCCCUUCUUCUCGCAUGCUACAAGCCGCUGCAGGCCAAGUCGCCGAACGCGCUGACGAAGGCCACCGCCUUCCUUCACCGGGAGUACAAAAGGAACUGGUACUGGUGGGAGGCGGCCGAUCUGGCCCGCAAGCUCUUUCUGACGGGCUUCGUGCUGCUGGUUGCCGAGGAGGAGGACUCCUUUGUUCGUCUCGUCGUGGCGGUGCUCGUGUGUUCGUGCUACGCCGUCGCGAUCGCCCUGGUCCAGCCCUACAAGCGGUUCGAGGACAACAUCCUCGCCGUGGCCACCAGCCUCGUCCUCCUCCUCCUCUUCCUCGGUGCCAGCUGGACCACCAUCUUCCUCAACAUCGAGUUGCGAUUCCCCGGCGACGAGCCGGGGCAGUCGGCCUCCGCCGUCCUCGGCUUCAGGUCUGAGAAUGGACUGGUGAAUUGGAUGCUCGUCCUUGCUGCGGCUGCGCUCCUGAUCUUCCUCGUGGGUACCAUCAUCGCCAUCCGCCGCCUUGCCAAGGUCCCCACGAUUCGCCUCGUCUCAACCAAGCAGCCCCCCGAGCUGGCUCUGGUGGACGGCCUCACGUGGCACCUCUUCCUCUCGCACAUCUGGUCCACCGGCCAAGACGCCGUCGCGGUCAUCAAGAAUGAGCUUAAGCUCUUGAUCCCCGGCAUCAAGAUCUUCCUCGAUGUGGAUGAUUUGAAGGACAUCGGGUCGCUGGAGGAUUACGUUGACCGCACGCAGGAGUUGCGAGCACAGUGCCCGGAGGUCCUCCAGCCGGAGAUCUUUGACAGUGGGUGGGCGCAGACGACGUGGCACCGCAUCGACGAGUAUCAGCGUGUCUCGCUUAAGAUCAUCUCCGAGGCGCUCCUCCUCUGCUCGCCACACUACCUGAACCUGACCUCCCUCCCGCUCUUCAUCCCGGGCGAGGUCCAGGGCCAGCCGAUCUCCUUCUCCAAGUCCGUCGUGCUCUGGGCCUCGCCGUUCGAUGAGGGCGCAGACGAGCUGGCCAGCGAGCUCGCCACCAAUUUCUCCGGUCUCACCGUCUCCACCGCCGAGGAGGCGGGCGACGCCACGCACAUGCUUCUCUAUUUGAACGCCGACACCUGGUCCGACGAGCGGCUGGCCGAGCAGGUCAAGCAGGCGCGCCAGGACAGGCUGAAGAUCGUCAUGGCGCACGAGAACGACCUCGACCGCGGCGGCUGUGAGUUCGCCAAGUUUUUUGAGACCACGCCUCAGGAACACUGCCGAUCAGCGGAGCUCAUCAACGCCGGGCUCUACGACGCCCUCGCCAUUGCCUGCUUCCCUGGCCUGCACCAUGAGGUGUCGCUCGUGCUGCUGGCCAAGGCUCUGGGCGCAACCCCGGUGAGCGCUCGCUCGAGCAUCCGCGACUCGCUUUCGAAUAUCGGGCGCUUCACUACCGCGCCUCGCGGCUCGACGACGUCCGACCCAGUCGUUACCGAGGAGGAUUCGCAGCUGGAGCAGGUGCCAGAGGUGGAGCAGGUGUAG
Emiliania huxleyi CCMP1516 is the source of this 7080-nucleotide messenger RNA. RefSeq lists its product as hypothetical. NCBI's taxonomy places the organism in Eukaryota, Haptophyta, Isochrysidales, Noelaerhabdaceae. The record is from RefSeq and is a predicted model, not a curated record. Bases 1 to 7080 code for a protein of 2359 amino acids. The transcript has 20 exons.